This is a messenger RNA of Acipenser ruthenus (sterlet), 4244 nucleotides long. RefSeq lists its product as uncharacterized. Gene Ontology annotation, molecular function: 3'-5'-RNA exonuclease activity. The transcript is spliced from 3 exons. The coding region runs from base 293 to 3118 and encodes 941 amino acids. The record is from RefSeq and is a predicted model, not a curated record. Lineage: Eukaryota; Metazoa; Chordata; Actinopteri; Acipenseriformes; Acipenseridae.
UUAUGGGAUAGAUUUUAAUAAAUAAAUAUAUACAUACAUACAUUCUAGCACUAGCCCCUUUAAUAGUAGGGACGUGCCAAUUGGCUGAAACUUUACCCAGUCGGUGUUGGCGAUACUGAAGAGUGGCGUUGUUGUGGAUGUCUCGGGUUGCCCAUGAGUGAGUGAGUGGAAGCGAGCUGACCGUGCAAACCGUGCAGAGAUACAAACACGCUUGAAGGAGAGAACGCCAUUAGCACGCUGGAGUUCAUCUGCACAGGUUAUCGGUACCUCUGAGGCCUUGGAAGAUUGCACUAUGGGGGAUUGUGAGCGAGAUUGCACUUUCCUGGGAGGCAGACCCCAAUGUGUUUCUGAUAUUGCUGCUGAGUUACGAAAUGAUUACUAUUCUAGGCUUCAGGAAGUCUUCUUGGGAACAGCAAAAGGAAACCAUCAAAAUCCUUUACUAGUUCCACACAACAAUCGUAUGCUUUUGCAAAUCGGGCUUCUGAAAGAAGAAAACCAAGUGGCUUGGAAAUAUGUACAAGACUGGCUUGAAACGAUGUUCCCAAAAUAUAGAUCUGCACGUUUACGGAGUCUGAUUGAAAAGGCAAGCGCAAACGCACUGGGGUUAAGUGCACAAGAGAGAGCAAUGUUUCUAGAGGAAGAAGUUAAUCUAGAGUAUGUUGGUCCGGUGUGUGACGGUCUUGGCAUAAGAAGAACCGAUCUGUUGGAAUGCGCUGACCUUUCAGAAAAAAUCCCAUCUGGAGAUCCUGUCACGAAUGCUCUUCUGUUGGAAUGGGAUAGCUUUGUUCGAAAAGAGAAGAUUGAUCCAUCAAUUAUAGUGACCUGGUUGAAAAACUUUUACCCCCAGUUUUGCAGUGAUGGCAAUACUCACAAAGCAUAUAAAACUCUGCAACUGCAAAUCAAAAAAAUGAAGGUUAAUUAUCGAAUCCAUCAAAAAAAUAAAUUUAAAAAAAACAGUCUGUUCAAUCAGUUUCUUGAGGCUGAAUUCAUUCCGAGUCCCAGUGCAUCAGAGGGCGGGGUGAGAGAUGGCAAACUGUGGAACGAAGGUCUCCUCAAGAAGAGGCGUUUUGGCUCAAAUUGGAUUUCAAACAAAAUGCGAUCAAGAAAAGUCAGAAAUUCUGAACUUGCAAGCGGCGUAGCUGAUGAAACCUACGAGCCUCCAAAUCUGCAUGUUACGGGAACAGAGCUGUACCAGAAUCGAAUCAAAAGCUUGUCGCAUCACAAAACGGAACAGAACCUUAAGAGUCAAUCGGUAUCCGGUCAGUACCCGUAUCUGACAACCAAGCCCAUUCCACAGUCAAGCCCCUGGGCUUUACAGCCAAAUGGAGCAUACUGUAAUGAUGCGUUUGACCAGCAAACCAGCGUGGAAUCAGAGGAACCAUUCAACGUGACUCAUUGUAGUGUAGCUAAAGAGCAGGCCUUGACACUACUGGAUGUUUCUAUCCUCGCUUUUCAAAAGCUAUCAAGUGUGUACGGCACUGAAACAGAGCUCUCCAAUCAGGUUUUCAAAGAAUUGCUGAGAAAGCACUUUGUCCUGAUGUCUGAUUAUACCAGUGUUAUGAAAACCUUUAAUGAGAGAGUGAAUCUGUGCCAACAAGGUCAUCCUGACGUCCCUUCACCUUUGCACUUCUUGGGGUGCAAUGCCCACUAUCUACUUGGGCUGAGUCAUGCAGCGGAACAAGAAACUGUUUCUUUUGAAAAUGAAAUCUCAGCUGUUACUGGGGAGAAAUUGGGCCGUGACAAGAAUCCAAAGUUUACAAAUUUCUUGAACUUUUCCGAGAGUGCUUCUGCGCGUUACAUCCGCAUGGCUUGUGAUGUUUUGAGCCCUCGUGGCGAAGAAAAGUUUGGAUGCAGAAAGGAGUGGCUUGCGUUCUGCGAGGCCAAUGGCAAGGCUUCCAAAGUGCCAAGCGGUCGAUCAAAUCGGUUUAAUAGCUUCUUUGAAGGAGCUGCUGCUCUCAUUCAUCAUCACAUGGAUAUUGUUGCUUUCUUCUCUGAUGAGCAUGUGUUAAAGAGGCUGAAUGUGAUACAGGAAAGCGUCCGUGAUGAUGUGCAAGAUCCCAUACUGCAAGCUCUUGUUUGUGUUUUUGCUGUCGUCUAUCUUCAAGUCAUAGGUCCCUACUGGCAAUUCCUGAAAAGUAAUACAGAAUACCUUGACUUCCACAAAUACAUCCAGCGUCUUCACCAAAAGCUCAACGAAUGGUCCUUAGAUGCUACACCUCUCCUCCUGCCAGAACUCGGCGACACAAACGUUUUCCACCAGUUUCAUCAUGAGGGGAGCUUUGAUGGCUUGUUUUCAUAUUGUAAUCCUGACAAUCCAUACUUCACCCUCAUCAAGAAGGCACUGGAACAAAUCAUGAAAUCAUUUGUUGCUGUGACUCAGAGAGAGCUUUCUGAUUUCUUGCCAGGGGGAGUUCACAGUAAAGAGCCCAAGCCAGAACUUCGUGCAAAAAUGAGAAACUGCCAGCUUGCACAGUUAAUGGGUGAAUACCCCUUUGGACACACUUACACUGACAAGUACAGAAGGCCUAACAAUGCUUUGAAUCACCAAAGACCCUUGCACAAUCAAUCUGGUACCUCCGGUCAGACAGGAAGACACAAGAAGCGUAUGCAACUGAGUGGUAGAGAGAUGAAUCAACUGCAGGAAAAGCAGCUGCUGGAUAUCACAAAUAAGACAAAGAUCAUGGCUGCAGUGGUGAGAAACGGAGGACCUUGCAAAACUAAAAGAGAUGUGGAUUACCUUUUGUCUACCCUGGAAGGGGCCAGUCACUCAAAGAAACGUGAGGCAAUCCGAUUGCAGAUUAGUUACCAGAAAGUUGUUCUUGGCUUAAAAGACAAAAACUUAAACCAUGUAGGGUUUUCUCUGAAAGAUAUGGUGGAAAAACUCAAGUUGGUGUUGGCAGAUGAUAAGUGCCCACAGAUCCCUGUUCCCGGGUAUAGACCAGUGUUUAGCCACAAUGCCCAAGCAGGACCGGGUGAGGUAGUCCCUUCCAGUGGAAUGGGAAGUGCAGCCCAACAUCCUUUACAACAUUGCCAUUUUGAAAACAUUGACAAAUCCAGCAUGAAAUUGUGUUCUGAAUUGCCCAAAAUCGAAAUUCAGUCUUUUGUGUUUGUAGAUUAAUGUCCUUGAGAUGCGUUGUAUUGACUUAUGUACAUCAGGCAUUUGGAAAAUGCAAUUCCUUUCACUGGCUCUGAAAGAAUAUGCAGACUUACAAAUCUAACCAAAGAACUGUAGCAAAUUCCACAAAGCAGUGGGUGUGCGUGGUUUUUUUUUAUUUUAUAGUGACAAAUUGGGGAAAAAAUAAAUAAAAUAACAAGCUGGAAUGUCCAAUUUUAUGUUUUUUCUCCUCGCCACACAGCACAGAUAUUCUGAGGCUGUGUGAGCGUCCUCCAAUCUCACAAGCCUAAAGCCAGAAUCAGAGGUGGGGUGGGGCUACCGAAGAACAGAGAUCAGCCCUGCCUCUUAUCCACUCUGAAUGUGCUCAGUGUCUGGCCUGUAGGGUUCACUGUUGUGCGAUGAGGAGAGGGAGUCCAUGCCAGUUUCCCAUCCCCCACCCCGAGAGCAGACAUGAACCGGUGCAGUCCAAGCUGUGUGACUCAUCCUGUGCUCCCAGCGGCAGUGCUUUAAGUGGAUGAGCCACUCCGGGGACCCCAGUAGUUUUCUUUUAAACAUGAAUUUAACGGCCGUUGUGUUUUCUUCAUUAGUGCAGGCAUGAAAAUAGGAGUAGUACUAAAAUAGAUUUAGCUGCCUUACAGUGUAUAUGUGUAGCUUUACAGUAAACCAUCCUGAGCCGUGUCUGCUGAGGAUGUCUGUAGCCUUCCAGUCAUGCUUGAAUAAUGGAGCCUAUCAUAUACAAACAAAUCCUGGAUCCAGUCUUGAGUAAGCAUGUUAGUAUGAAAACGAAAUGUAUUUCAUAUAUGCAGUAAUGAGUAAAUGUUGUGGGCUUGUUUACACUAAUGAUGGGAUUUCAGAAAUUAUAUGUAGUCCUAUUGCUCACCUAAAGCAUUAAUAAUAUUCAUACACGUGUCCGAUGACAAAGUAUUAUGUACUGUAGUUAAUACCCACUCUUGUAUGUUCCAAGCGUACCUGCAGUUCAGAUUUCUAAAUACAAACUUUUCAAUUGUCUUUCAUAAAACAGGUUGUUAAUGUGACUUGACAUUGGAGAUGUCGUUUAGUGUCUUACUUGGAGAUGAUGUACUUUUUAUAUGACAGUUUAAUUGUAAAUAAAAUCCACAUUGUUCACUAA